This is a messenger RNA of Lepisosteus oculatus (spotted gar), 6794 nucleotides long. RefSeq names its product adhesion G protein-coupled receptor L2a (gene adgrl2a). Gene Ontology annotation, cellular component: plasma membrane. NCBI's taxonomy places the organism in Eukaryota, Metazoa, Chordata, Actinopteri, Semionotiformes, Lepisosteidae. The record is from RefSeq and is a predicted model, not a curated record. Gene Ontology annotation, biological process: cell surface receptor signaling pathway; adenylate cyclase-activating G protein-coupled receptor signaling pathway. Gene Ontology annotation, molecular function: G protein-coupled receptor activity; carbohydrate binding.
CAAAAGCAGGGCAAGCAUCAGUUCAAAUGGAGUGGAAAAUGGCCAAUAGUGGCAUAUAUUUAUAGAUAAUCUGCUUCGCAUUUGUGCUCAGUUGUCUGUAAUCUUCUUUUGCGACAGCCGGGGCUAAAAAGCAAUGGAGAUUUAGUCUUGCUGCACAUGAUAAUAUGUUUAUAUGAUUAGUUGCUUUGGUGCUUGGGAAGAGAGGCUCCGAGUCAGUGCCUGGUGUGGAAUCCACGUCAGGUUUUGCCGCAGCCCCAUUCAAAGCUAGCUCAUGCAGAAGGGAGCCUGCAUACAAUUCUCUGCACUGGCACUGUUUACUGGGUGCUUGUUUCUCUGUCUCAAGCCAUUCUCUGAGCGCUCAAUGAAUGCUGUGAGCAGGAUCUUCUAAUACGCGAGGAGCUUGAAACUCAGCAGUCACGCUUAAGGCCGCAUUGUCAUCCUGGGAGAUGCAGAGUGGAUUGACAUCAACAGAGUGAAAAGGCAGUGCAGAGUUUUUUUUGCCUUCAGAUUUCAGCUUAUCGGAGCUCUGCUUUUUGCUAGCUUUUUAUCUCUGUUGAAGGCUGUUGUGCGCUUCCCUGUCGGUUUUUGGUCUGCGAAGAAGAAAUAAUAUAUUUAAAAAAACAGCUGGACUUUGCUUCAAUUAAAGAUUGACCAGUACAUUGACAUGGAGCAGUGUGUCCAGUCUGCGGGAAUGUGUGGACUUGAAGAAGAACCUGCUGCCUGAUAAAACACUAUCUGUCCCAGAUAAGUGGAGCGUAUGCAUCAGAACUGCAGAGUCUCUAUAUUUCCUACUGUGCAUUGAGCUGCAGAGGAGUUCUUUUUACAAGCUUGUCUGCUUUUCUGCUUAGUUUAUCGUCUGCCCGAGUUUGCCAUUCAAAAGUAUUCCAUGUGACUCUUCCUAAAAGGCAAGGAGCUCAAUGAUGAAGUUUAAUAAAAUCGGCAAAGCUGGACUUUUAUAACUACAAUCAUUCCCAAGCAUGUGGAAACCAUCCAAGGGAAACGCAAUGGCAUGUUCUGUUUGGAAACGACCUACAUUCUGGUGGCUGGUUUUUGCAGUGGUUCAUCUGCAAUGUUCAGAAGCUUUCAGCCGAGCCGCUCUGCCAUUUGGUUUGGUACGGAGAGAGCUGUCUUGUGAGGGCUAUCCAAUCGAUCUGCGCUGUCCAGGAAGUGAUGUCAUCAUGAUUGAGAGUGCUAACUAUGGCCGGACAGAUGACAAGAUCUGUGAUGCAGAUCCCUUUCAGAUGGAAAAUAUUAAUUGCUACCUCCCUGAUGCUUACAAAAUCAUGUCUCAAAGGUGCAACAAUCGAACACAGUGUGUUGUGAUUACUGGGUCAGACGUCUUCCCUGACCCCUGUCCGGGGACAUACAAAUACCUAGAGGUCCAGUAUGAAUGUGUUCCCUACAAAGUGGAGCAAAAAGUUUUUGUUUGUCCUGGGACUCUGAAAGCUGUCGCGGAUUCUUCCUUUCUCUAUGAGGCGGAGCAACAAGGAGGCGCUUGGUGCAAAGACCCCCUGCAGGCGGGUGACAAAAUUUACUUCAUGCCCUGGACUCCUUAUCGUACAGACACGUUAAUAGAGUACUCUUCACUGGAUGACUUCCAGAAUGGGCGUCAAACCACCACAUACAAGCUCCCCCACCGAGUGGACGGUACUGGAUUUGUGGUGUACGAUGGCGCUGUGUUUUUCAACAAGGAAAGGACCCGAAACAUUGUAAAGUUUGACCUGAGAACUAGGAUCAAAAGCGGGGAGGCGAUCAUCAACAACGCCAACUACCAUGACACCUCACCCUACAAGUGGGGUGGGAAAACGGACAUUGAUCUGGCUGUAGAUGAGAACGGCUUGUGGGUGAUUUAUGCCACGGAGCAGAACAACGGAAUGAUAGUCAUCAGCCAGCUGAACCCUUACACCCUACGCUUUGAGGCUACCUGGGAGACGACGUAUGACAAACGGUCUGCUUCCAACGCCUUCAUGAUCUGUGGGGUUCUGUAUGUGGUGCGUUCCACGUAUGUAGGGAACGAGAGUGAAGUGAGCAAGAGUCUGAUUGAUUAUGUGUAUAACACCAAGCAAAACCGAGGGGAGUUUGUGGAUAUUCCAUUCCCUAACCAAUACCGGUACAUUGCUGCAGUGGAUUACAAUCCGAGAGACAAUCAGCUUUACGUGUGGAAUAAUUAUUACAUAUUGAGGUAUACCCUGGAAUUUGGACCACCUGACCCAGCUCAAGUGCCGACAAUUUCAGAAACAUCCACAACAGAAGAGAUUCCUAAAACAACUACUACCACCACGACUACCACCUCAAAGAAAAAUGUGUUGACCCCAACAUCUACGGUGGGCCCCAAACUUCCACCAGAAGUUCCUGACACCACAGCCCCCAUCUCUCCCGACCUCUUCCCUUUCCCAGAACGGUUCUGCGACAGUGUUGAGAAAAGGGGCAUAUCUUGGCCCCAGACACAAAGAGGCAUGUUAGUUGAAAGGCCUUGCCCCAAGGGGACAAGAGGCACGGCUUCAUAUCUUUGUGUCCUUUCCACUGGGGCAUGGAACCCAAAAGGGCCUGAUCUCAGCAACUGCACGUCCCAUUGGGUAAAUCAGGUUGCACAAAAGAUCAGAAGCGGAGAAAAUGCUGCUAACCUUGCAAAUGAGCUGGCCAAGCAUACCAAAGGGCCCAUCUUUGCUGGCGAUGUAAGUUCAUCAGUGAGAUUGAUGGAGCAGCUCGUUGACAUCUUAGACGCUCAGCUUCAGGAGUUGAAGCCCAGCGAAAAGGACUCCGCAGGCCGGAGUUUUAACAAGCUUCAAAAACGAGAAAGGACUUGCAGAGCAUACAUGAAGGCAAUUGUAGAUACGGUUGACAACCUGCUGAGACCCGAAGCCCUGAAAUCCUGGGAAGAUAUGAACUCCACAGAGCAAACACAUGCUGCAACAAUGUUACUUGAUACCCUGGAAGAAGGAGCUUUUGUCCUUGCUGACAAUCUAAUGGAACCGGCUAUAGUGAAAGUACCCGCUGAGAAUAUAAUUCUGGAUGUGUAUGUACUUAGCACAGAUGGACAGGUGCAGGAUUUCAAAUUUCCUCAAACCAGUAAGGGAGGAGUUUCAAUCCAGCUGUCUUCCAACACUGUCAAACUAAACAGUCGAAAUGGUGUUGCCAAGUUAGUGUUCAUCCUUUACAAACGCCUGGGACAAUUUCUCAGUACAGAAAAUGCGACAAUUAAAUAUAGCAAUGAAGAAAACGGUCGGAACCAUUCGGUUGCAGUUAACUCGCACAUCAUUGCUGCCUCCAUCAACAAGGAGUCGAGCCGUGUAUUUAUCACGGAUCCUGUGAUUUUUACCCUGGAACACAUCGAUACUGAAAAGUACUUCAAUUCAAACUGCUCAUUUUGGAACUACUCAGAGAGGAGCAUGAUGGGACAUUGGUCCACACAAGGUUGUAAGCUUCUGGAAGCCAACAAGACACAUACAACCUGUUCUUGUAGCCACCUUACCAAUUUUGCAAUUCUCAUGGCACACAGGGAAGUUGUGGACAAAGACGGAGUGCACGAGUUACUUUUAACUGUCAUCACCAGGGUGGGGAUUGUCGUUUCCCUGGUUUGCUUGGCCAUCAGCAUCUUCACAUUCUGCUUCUUUCGAGGCUUACAGAGUGAUCGCAAUACCAUCCACAAGAAUCUGUGCAUCAAUCUCUUCAUUGCUGAGCUUAUUUUCUUAAUCGGCAUUGAUAUGACAGAACCCAAGAUUGGUUGCUCAAUAAUUGCUGGGAUUUUGCAUUUUUUCUUCCUUGCUGCCUUUGCCUGGAUGUGCCUAGAAGGAGUUCAGCUUUAUCUUAUGUUGGUUGAAGUGUUUGAAAGUGAAUAUUCACGGAAAAAGUACUUUUACCUUUCUGGCUACCUUGUUCCAGCUAUAGUGGUGGGCGUCUCUGCGGCUAUUGAUUAUAAGAGUUAUGGGACAGACAAGGCUUGUUGGCUGAGGGUGGACAACCAUUUCAUUUGGAGCUUUAUAGGACCGGUUACAUUUAUCAUAAUGCUGAAUCUUAUCUUCCUGGUUAUUACAAUGUACAAAAUGGUGAAACACUCGACUUCAUUGAAACCGGACUCCAGCAGGUUGGAAAACAUUAAUAAUUACCGUGUUUGUGAUGGAUACUAUAAUACGGAUUUACCAGGCUAUGAAGAUAAUAAGCCAUUUAUCAAAUCCUGGGUACUUGGUGCUUUCUCACUGCUUUGCCUUCUCGGAUUAACUUGGUCAUUUGGGCUUCUAUUUAUCAAUGAGUCAACCAUCGUGAUGGCUUAUCUUUUCACAAUAUUUAACGCCUUUCAGGGAAUGUUCAUCUUUAUAUUCUACUGUGUCCUCCAAAGGAAAGUACGUAAAGAGUACAGCAAAUGUUUCCGACACUCUUACUGCUGUGGAGGAUUACCGACCGAGAGCUCCCACAGUUCGGCAAAGACAUCCACUGCAAGGACUAGCGCUCGCUACUCCUCCGGCACACAGAGCCGUAUAAGGAGAAUGUGGAAUGACACUGUAAGAAAGCAAUCAGAAUCUUCCUUUAUCUCAGGUGACAUCAACAGCACCUCAACCCUUAACCAAGGGAUGACGGGCAAUUAUCUACUAACAAACCCUCUUCUUCGGCCGCAUGGCACUAACAACCCUUAUAACACCUUACUUGCUGAAACGGUUGUAUGUAACGCCCCUUCGGCUCCAGUGUUUAACUCACCAGUGACCUACAGAGAGACAAGACACUCACUGAACAAUGCCAGGGAUACAAGUGCAAUGGAUACUCUACCGCUAAAUGGUAAUUUUAACAAUAGUUAUUCACUUCGCAAUGGGGACUACAGUGACACAGUACAGGUCGUGGAUUGUGGACUCAGCCUUGACGAUGCAGCUUUUGAAAAGAUGAUAAUUUCCGAACUGGUGCACAACAACCUCAGGGCCUGCAGCAAGAGCCACAACAUCGAGAGAACUCCUUCAGCCAAAGUGGUGGUGGGUGGAAGCAGCAGUGAAGAUGAUGCCAUUGUGGCAGAUGCCUCAUCUUUGGUGCACGGUGACACCCCUGGUUUGGAGCUGCACCACAAGGAGCUAGAGGCCCCUCUAAUUCCCCAACGGACUCACUCGCUUCUGUACCAUCCUCAGAAGAAAGUGAAGACCGAGGGAACAGACAGCUAUGUCUCCCAGCUCACAACUGAGGCUGAGGACAACCUGCAGUCCCCCAAUAGAGACUCACUUUACACUAGUAUGCCUAACCUAAGAGACUCUCCCUAUCCUGAGAGUAGUCCAGAUAUAGAGGAAGACCUCUCACCUUCAAAGAAGAGUGAAAACGAGGAUGUUUACUACAAGAGCAUGCCUAAUCUAGGAGCUGGAAACCAGCUGCAGGCCUACUACCAGAUCAGCAGAGGCAAUAGUGAUGGAUACAUUAUUCCUAUAAACAAAGAAGACUGUAUCCCUGAAGCAGACGUGAGGGAAGGACAAAUGCAGUUGGUGACAAGCCUUUAAAGUGUAUUUAAAAAAAAAAACUUUCUCCUCCAACCCCUUAACCCCAACUCCAACAUUUUCCCUUACCCUCCUCCGUGAAGACAACACAGACAAUGUGGGGAAAUUUUAACCGGGGCCUAGCAUUCUCACCCUCAUCUUCACAGACAGACAGUGGUGCGUGGUGGUCACUGUGUACUGGUAUCUAUAUCUUUUGUGAAGUUUUCAGACAGACUGUAUAUAACAUGCAGAACCAAGAGAAGAUUUUUUUUCAAAAACAAACCAACUAUGUAUUUAAAUGUGCUGCUGCUGUUAAACAACUCAAGUUAAAAAUGUACUGGCCAUUCCAAAUCAGCAGUUUUCUAAGUAAAAGGUUGUACAUACAGUUAUGUCAUUUUCGUCUAAGCUUGCUUUGUAUUAUAUACAAAAGCAGGCUGUGGGACCAGGACUGGAACUUUUGGACUGUCCUUAAAUAUUCCUAAUGAGACUUUCUGAAAUUAGGAAUGUAAAGGUCCUGGAUCAUUUGUUAGAACAAAGUCAUCUCCAUCACGGUGAAGAUUGGAACGUAUAACCACUAGCAAUCAAGCCACAGGCCUUAUAUUUUCUCAAUUGUACAUUGAACUGUUCUCAAGAAUAAUGGCUAAAGAAAAUAUAUUUUGUUGUAUUGCUAGUGUAAAAUAAAAUUCAUGACAACCAUAAAUAUAAAAGACAUUUUAAAGAAGAUUUUAAGACUUUGAAGAAACUAUUGUGUAAAAGUUGCACAUACGUUAUAAAAUGUUUAUUCUUACACUUCAUUCAUUGUAGUACGUUUGAACAAAAAAUGCUACAAAACUUUUUAAAAAAUCAACAAAAACAAGGUCAACCCAUAUUCACUUUUUUCCACUUGUAAACAGUGUUUUGCUUACAUACAAAUUUCAAAUUUUGUCCUUCAGAACAAGUCUGAAUUUCAUAUUGCCAAAAGAAUUUAUCUUAGUUUGGGGGGACAAUUCCCUCUGUUGAAGCCAAUAAAGCCAUGCCUUGCACAAAUUUGGUGUAAAUUAGAUUAUUCAAAUGUCUUUUUCUGUAAAAUACUUGACAGAACAAUGGGCACUAGGCACUUGAGACCAAUUUGUUUGGCAUCAAUUUUUAUCCUUUAAAUAAUUACAUUUCAGCUGAUUGGAUUUGGACAUUUAUUUAUUUAUGGAUUUCAAAAUCAACAAAAUGAUCUCGGAUGAUGUGUAAAUUCUUUCAGCACUGGUAUGCUUAUUUCAUUAUUUUGUGUAAACAUGUUAUUAAAGUGCCCAUCACUAAUAACUGAUGUAAAGUUCAACACUUGUUUGACAGUAAAUAAAUGUGAGAUUUUUUUUCAAA